AUGAAGCCGACCUCUUGCUUCUUUCUCAUCCUCAUCCCCUUUCUCCAGCUGAUAAUCCCAGGGGAUGCUCAGUGCUCCUUGGACUCCAUUGUGGAUAAAAAGAUAAAGGAUGCUCUCACUGAAAUAGGGAGAAAUCCCUCUGCCCCAGCAAGGAGGAUCUCAUGUUUCAGUGUCAAGAACACAGGCAAACUGUCUUCCUGCCCUGCAAGGUCGGUUGUCACUGGCUGUGCUUGUGGCUAUGCCUGUGGCUCCUGGGAUGUCCGGGGGGAAACCACAUGCCACUGCCAGUGUGCCACAGUGGACUGGACCACUGCCCGCUGCUGCCACCUGACCUGA
Molecule: messenger RNA, 336 nt
Organism: Hippopotamus amphibius kiboko
Lineage: Eukaryota; Metazoa; Chordata; Mammalia; Artiodactyla; Hippopotamidae
Gene: RETNLB
Product: resistin like beta
Exons: 3
Coding region: 1-336 (111 amino acids)
Cellular component (GO): extracellular region
Molecular function (GO): hormone activity
Source: RefSeq, a predicted model, not a curated record